AAUACAUUUCCCUAAAACAUGUCAUUAUGUCAUUUCCAAGAAAAACACUUUUUAAAACUCCACACUAAUCUUCUCCUCUUCCCCCUCCAAAAAAAUCCAAGCCCCUAGUCCCAAAAUGGUGUACCACAACUUCAAACCAGGCUCAAGAGUAGAAGUAAGAAGUGACGAUGAAGGUUUCAAAGGUGCAUGCUACCUGGCGACAGUUCUCGAAAACCUCGAAAACAACAAGUAUCUAGUAGCGUAUGAUGAUCUGAUGGAGAGUGAAGACAAGGACUCAAAUCGGCUAACUGAGACCGUGCAUGCACAAGAUUUAAGGCCUCUGCCUCCUGUUGACAGAGAUGAGAUGAUCAAGAUUCAUGAUGUGGUUGAUGCUUAUCAUCAAGAUGGGUGGUGGACUGGUCAAGUUAUUGAGAUUCUUGAAGAGGGUAAGUUGGUGGUUUAUUUUCAGAACCCCCCUGAUGAGUUGAUUGUGCAUAGGAAUCAUCUUAGGCUUCAUUUGGACUGGGUUGAUGGCAGAUGGGAAAAGCCCAAUAAACAGGCCCAAAAUCAUAAGAUGAUUAGCAGAGGAACAGAAGUAGAAGUAACUUUCGAAGGGGAAAACUAUAAUGUAUGGCACCUUGGAAGUGUGUUGCAAGUAGAAGGAAAUGAUAGAUUUUUAGUGAAGUAUAGGUGCUUAGGACUGGAGAAUAAAGCUGAAUUUCGAACUGAGGUUAUUGAUUCAAGGUGCAUCCGGCCUGCACCUCCACGUGUGGAGGAACGAGAUUUUGAUGUGCUUCACAAAGUGGAAGCGUGCUACUUUUCUUGUUGGUGGACCGGAGUGAUUCGGAGAAUUGUUGAAGAUAGAAAGUAUGUUGUCCUCGUCUCACAUUCUAGAAUUGAAAUCGAAUGCGAUCACUUCAACUUGAGGCCUCGGUUGGAUUGGAUUGAUGGCAAAUGGACUACAACAAUUCUGAAUACGAAAUUGCUUGCUAUCAAUAAUGAGCGAUUCACAAGUAACAUAAGAAAGAGUACUCCAAAAAAACUACAUUCUGGGAAGUAUCAUGGAACUACAAGGAAGAAGAACGAUGCUGCAGUUCGUGUUGAUAAAGAUAUUACGUCUGUCAAAGAAGAACUGGGCGCAUCAUCAGUGAUCCCUGUCACGAAAAAUCCAAAGAAACAAAUGAGGGAUCUAUUGAACACUGAAGGAUUGCAUGGAGGCAAGAGAUCCCUGAACAAGAAAAGAGGUAGACUGGGAAAAUUGUCGCUUGAAGAACAGACAGAUGCAGGCAAGGACAACGUAAUGCUUAAGACAAUUGAUAAGAAAGCCAAUGAAGAUCAGUUUCUGCUCUCUCGUAAGGAGUUUAAGAAGUUAAUUGUAGCUGAAAGGAGAGUUCUGAACCACUUUCAUAGGCGUAAUGAGUUCUUAAGCAGAAUAACGAACAUCUCUCAAGUCGAGGACCAGACAAACGAAACAGGAAUAUAUGCAAAAAUUGAGAAUCUUCCUAAUGAAUCUCUUUCAGAUAUAUAUAAAGAAAUUAAAGCAAACAAGAAUUCAACCAAGAACAGGGCAGACAGAAUAGUUAAGAAGCAGCGGACAAGGUUUCGGCAACAAGGUGUGACAACAAGCAUACAUGUGACCGAGGAUCAGGCGAAUGAAACAGUUGCUAAGCAAAUAGAUAAUCAUAACGCCGAAGAUGAGUUACUGACUGAUGGUCCUUUAUGUGAUUUAAGUAAUGGUCAACCUCUACUAAGUGGAGCUUUACUUGUUGGAGAUAAAUUUGCUGCUGCAACUGAUGGAGAAAAACAGAGUCAAAAAAGUUCUGCAGUGGCUACAAAGGACAUGGCGCACUUUUUGGCUCUACAAAAUAAUAUUGCAAGUGGUGAACUUGGAACACCUUCUGCGAUUAUAAGCUGCAAUAGCUUGAAAAAUGAGAAGGUCCCAUUCGUUAAGUGCUCGCCAAUUUGGAAAUCAUUCGAGUCUAUGGAAAUAUAUAGAAAGACAAAACAGAAGCCACACUUUUCUCUGUUGUCAAAAUAUAGAGAAGAGACUCGUGAGGGAUUGGCGAUAGGCCAUAUGGUUAUAUUUUCGAACGUGGUGGAGAAAACUUUAAAGUUGCAGUUCUCUGAUCCAGUUAGCGUCAUUAGAAGCUAUCUGCAAACUGUAGCUGACUUAGAGAAACAUGGGUUUGAAGUUGAGCCCAUUCGAGCACGCUUAACGCUGUUGUUGUCUAAGAAAGCAGAAGAACGAAAGCUUGAAUCAGAGUACAAACAGAUUGAAGAGAAGAUAACAAACAACAUGCUUGAGAAAAAUGAACUAGACGAAGAGAUCAUCCAAAUCAACCAGAAAAUUAAAGAGUUAUCAGAAAGCCUAAACGAGGCUCAAUAUAGGAAGGUGAUAAAAGAGGAUGAGAUUUCAACACUGCAUUCAAAACACGAAGCUAUUUUGGCAAAUGUUUGCAGCAUCAAACGUGAGUUCGAAAGCAUCGCUGCUGGUUCAUUGUGAAGGGUGAUGUUCCGUAAAGACAUUUCGUUUUAAAAUUGUAAAAAUUAUGCGGAUUAAUGGAGCCUAGAGCUGAAGCUAGAAGUUUGGUUAUUGUGUAGUUAUGGACUCAAGUGGAAAUACCACGGUUGAGCUCUAGUUUUUCUGCUUGGUAUGUAUGACCAAAGUGCAAAUGGUCACUGGGGAACUUAGCUUCCAGUGCAUAUUAGCUCGAUUUACAUGAUGUGAAGUAA
This is a messenger RNA of Daucus carota subsp. sativus, 2712 nucleotides long. RefSeq names its product DUF724 domain-containing protein 6. The record is from RefSeq and is a predicted model, not a curated record. NCBI's taxonomy places the organism in Eukaryota, Viridiplantae, Streptophyta, Magnoliopsida, Apiales, Apiaceae. Bases 116 to 2482 code for a protein of 788 amino acids. The transcript has 9 exons.